Molecule: messenger RNA, 1133 nt
Organism: Ilex paraguariensis (yerba mate)
Lineage: Eukaryota; Viridiplantae; Streptophyta; Magnoliopsida; Aquifoliales; Aquifoliaceae
Source: the annotation of a GenBank genome assembly
AUGGCUUCUGAGGGCGAAAUUUUCUACUUUUCUGGGCCAUUACACCUUACUCUUAUUGAUUGGAAAAACACACAUCACAGAAGAUCCAUAGCUGCCAGCUUGGUUAAUGGAGUGUACAUUCUAGAAAUGGACCGCCAGCACAAACGCCAAAGACCUCAAGCUCUUGCUCCACCCUGGUGGGAUUUCUUCCAUUUUAGAUUAAUCCGCUUGCUAGUGGAUGAUGAUGAUCACUCCAUCUUUGGCGCUAUCUAUGAGUUCAAAUUUCCAGCUUGCCACUUGAACUAUUCACCCCACAAUCCUCCAAGAUAUGUUAUUGCCUUUAGAGGCACCAUCAUCGAACCAGAUACCACAUUACAGGAUCUCAAGUUGAAUCUUCAGGUCAUUGUCAAUACUCUUCAACAUAGCCGCCGCUCUAAGGUUGCCGUGCAAGCUGUGCAGCAUAUGGUUGCUUCUGCUGGAGCUGCAAAUAUCUGGUUAGCGGGACAUUCUCAGGGUUCUGUAAUAGCUCUGCUGGCUGGAAGGAACAUGACCAAGUUGGGUUUUCGUCUUGAAACUUACCUCUUCAAUCCACCAUUCUUUUCGGCACCUAUAGAACAUUUCAAGAAUGAAAAGUUGAAGCAUGGAGUCCGCUUCACAACUAGUAUCAUCACAGCUGGACUUGCUGUAGCCGUGAAGGGUCGCCAUAAAAAACCAAACCAAACUGAUCCAUUCAGUGUAUUAUCUGGAUGGGUUCCAUACCUUUAUGUUAAUCCAUCGGAUCCGAUUUGCUCAGAGUAUAUUGGAUAUUUUGAGCACAGGGAUAAGAUGAUGGAGAAUGGUGGCACUGGGGGACGAAUUGAAAGGCUUGCAAUGCAGAAUUCAUUAGGAAGUCUUCUACUCUCUGGUGCAUUUGGAAAGGAUUCAGAACCAGUACAUCUCCUUCCUACUGCAUAUCUGACAACUAAUCUGAGCCCCACUAAUAAUUGGAAAGAAGCUCAUGAAAUCCGUCAAUGGUGGAGACCGGAUUUGUACUCGCAAUCCAAACUACACCAAUGCAGAUGAUAGCUUGAUCUUGAUUGUCAUGGCGGCAAAAGUACCAGUGAAAUACUCCAAUGGAAACUUUACCUCCUCCUUCUUCUUAAUGCGAACUCUAG